This is a messenger RNA of Huiozyma naganishii CBS 8797, 939 nucleotides long. RefSeq names its product purine-nucleoside phosphorylase (gene PNP1). Gene Ontology annotation, cellular component: cytoplasm. Gene Ontology annotation, molecular function: purine-nucleoside phosphorylase activity. NCBI's taxonomy places the organism in Eukaryota, Fungi, Ascomycota, Saccharomycetes, Saccharomycetales, Saccharomycetaceae. The transcript has a single exon. The coding region runs from base 1 to 939 and encodes 312 amino acids. Gene Ontology annotation, biological process: nucleoside metabolic process. The record is from RefSeq and is a predicted model, not a curated record.
AUGAGUGUCACCUUUGAUAUUGCUAUUGAGAGAGAGAAGAUUGCAGAAGCUGCUGCGUAUCUGCAAGGCAGAUUCGAGUCGCACAAUGCGAGCGGUCACUCGCUGGCCCCACCCAAGACGUUGGUCAUUUGUGGAUCUGGUCUUGGUGGAAUUCGGAACAGACUAGAGCAAGAUCAUCCAGCUCCGCUGGAAAUCCCGUACGAGAGUAUCCCCGGGUUCAAGAGAAGCACAGUUCCUGGCCACUCCGGGCAUCUAAUCUUCGGUGAAAUGAAGGGCAGCUCCGUCGUGCUGAUGAACGGUCGGUUGCACGGUUACGAGGGUAACACGAUCUGGGAGACCGUGUUCCCGAUCCGCGUGAUCCACCAUAUGGGGUUCGUCAAGAAUCUGUUGGUCACAAACGCAGCAGGCGGGUUAAACCCUGCGUUCCAAGCUUGCGACCUGAUGUGCAUCUACGACCACAUCAAUUUUCCGGGUCUUGCAGGACUACAUCCCUUGAAGGGACCGAGCUUCGACGAGACUGGGCCCAGGUUUCUGCCCCUGAGCGACGCUUACGACUUGUCCCUGAGGAAGUUGCUCUUCCAGAAAUGGCAAGAGUUACAGCUACAGAGACCACUACAUGAGGGAACGUACACUUUUGUUUCGGGCCCGACAUUCGAGACGAGGGCAGAGUCCAGACUGAUCAGGGCUAUUGGUGGGGAUGCGGUCGGGAUGUCCACGGUCCCUGAAGUAAUCGUUGCAAGACACUGUGGAUGGAAAGUACUCGCAUUGAGCUUGAUUACGAACAACUGUGUUUUGGACCCGCCUGCAAGCGCUCUGGAAAACAACCCUGUGGCACUGGAGGAAGGGAUUGCCUCUCACGCGGAGGUUUUGGAGAACGGUAGAAUUGCGUCCAAGGAUGUGGAACGUUUGGUGGAGGCUGUUGUCGGAGAGCUGCGUUAA